AUGCAAGGGUGUCGAAAAAAAGUUAAAGUUUUCUGCCAAUGUGCGAAUCCUGUAGCCUACUCUUGCGCCGCUCAUAUAUAUGAGCAUCUUCAAAUUGCUUCGUUUUUAAAGCAUGAUCCUCAAACCUUAAAAAUAAAAAUAAAUCCAAAAAACAAGGAAGAUUUAAUUGAAGAACUACAAAAGCUAUCAGAAGAAUUGCUUGAUAUAAAAGAAAACUUAAUAAAAGAAACAUAUAAGAAAAUACAAGAGUUAGAAUUAUCACUUAUUGAGGCGCUAAAACGUAUUAACAAGAUAAGACUAAAUCAAGGUGAAUUAAUUAGAAAUAUUGAGAUGGUAAAAAAAUUACCAAAAAUAAAUCAAAAUCCGCUUGAAAAUCUUUUAAGCUUAGAUUCAGAUAGUGCCCGAAAAAAGUUGAACGAGUUUGGAUGCAGUUUUAAUCGUUCAGAUUUUGAAUUGAACAAAAAAGAUAGAACCGAUAUUGUUGAAGACAAUGAAAUUGUGUAUUUUAGGGCUAAAUCAAAAAACUCAGUUAGAGCAAUAAUAAAUAAUGCAUCCCAGCCUCAAAAAGCUAAUGAGACUCAGGGAAAUAUGCUAAGCCUAGAUUCAAUUGCAGCUGAUCAAUCUCACUGUUCUUUAACCAUAGCCGACCUCAUAAAGCUUCAAAGUGUGCUUCGAGGAUACUUUGAUCGAAAAAAGACAAAAGAAGCUUGCACAAGUCUAAAAGCUGAUCAAGUCGAAAUAGAGCUAGGAAACCAAAAGGCAGCUUCCGAAUCCCAACCUCCCUUCUUCAGAGGCUACAUGCAAAAUGAUAUGCAAGACAUCCCUAUAACAGGCACCGAAAUCAUCCUGAUUCCUGAUGGAAAUGUCCCAGAUUAUUCCAAUAAUGAAACAAGAGCUGCCCAAUCCAAGCUUGGGAACUUCAGCCCUCCUCCCCCUCCUAACGAUCAGACUGUCAAAACAAAGCAUGGGCCUGCUCAGAUUGAAAAUGGAGCAAUUUAUACAGGGGAAUGGAAUAAUGAUAAACAGAGACAUGGCUAUGGAGUCCAAGUGUGGCCUGACGGCUCGAAAUAUGAAGGGUACUGGAUGUUUGACAAAGCAAAUGGAAAAGGAAGACUCAUACAUGGAGAUGGAGAAGUCUAUGAAGGAGACUGAAAAGAUGACAAAGCCCAUGGCUAUGGAGUUUAUAUGCACACUGAAGGAGCUAAGUAUCAAGGUAAUUGACAAGAUGAUAAACAGCAUGGAAAAGGAAUAGAAACUUUUCCUGAUGGAACUAGAUAUGAAGGAGAUUAUAUCAAUAGCAAAAAAGAGGGCCGAGGCAUUUUCAUUUCGGCCGAUGGGAACACUUAUGAUGGGGAGUUUCAAGAUGAUAAACCCCAUGGAAUCGGAAAAUAUACAUGGAGCGACGGCAGAAUCUAUAUAGGAGAGUGAAAGAACAACAAAAUGGAUGGCAAAGGGCUAUUUAAAUGGCCUGAUGGGAGAAGCUACGAAGGUGAGUAUGUUGAAGAUAAGAAGCAAGGAUAUGGCACUUUUACUUGGCCAGACGGAAGGAAAUACCAAGGAUUUUGGUUUAAUGGAAAUCAGCAUGGGAAAGGUGUUUUUUUCUUUGCACAAGGGAAUAAAAGAGAAGGAGAGUGGAAAAAUGGGAUAAGAGUCAAUUGGAUUUUAGAUGAAAAUAAUAAUUAG
This is a messenger RNA of Blepharisma stoltei, 1683 nucleotides long. Lineage: Eukaryota; Ciliophora; Heterotrichea; Heterotrichida; Blepharismidae. The record is from the annotation of a GenBank genome assembly.